AUGGCGUCCUCACCGAUCAACACGCUCACGAUGCCGCCGCGCUUCAACAUCGAGCUGGAGCGCACCGACGCCGACGUGCCCUUCCGCGCCUCGCAAUCCCACAUCCACCACACAUGGGCGCGCACCUUCCACGCCCGCCCAGAGCUCUACAUCCGCCCGCAGUCGCUGCAGGAGAUACAGAAAGUUGUCACUCUCGCCCGUCGCAUGCGCCGGCGUGUCGUCACUGUAGGAUGUGGACACUCGCCGUCAGACCUGACAUGUACCUCGGCAUGGAUGGUGAACCUCGACGACUUCAACCAAGUCCUGAAGGUGGACAAGGAGCGCAACACCAUGACUGUGCAGGCUGGCAUCCGCAUGCAUAGCCUCAACGAACAGGCCAAAGAGCAUGGACUCACGAUGCCGAAUCUGGGCAGCAUCGACGUGCAGAGUCUCGCUGGCGCAAUUGGCACGGCAACGCACGGCAGCUCUAUGCAACACGGACUGCUGUCUGACAGCGUGCGCAGCCUCCGAAUCGUUCUCGCCAACGGCCAGGCAGUACGCUGCUCCGCCACCCAGUCCCCAGACUUGUUCCGCGCCGCGCUCGUCUCGCUCGGCGGCCUGGGCAUCAUCGUCGAAAUCGAGUUCGAGCUCGUGCAGCACACAGACAUAGAGUGGAUACAGACCAUCCGCCCCAUCGAGGAUGUGCUGGCGGACUGGAACAACGGCCUGUGGACAUCGAACGAAUUCGUCCGUGUCUGGUGGCUGCCCUACAUGAAGCGCGCCAUUGUCUGGCGUGCCUCGACCACCAAGAAGGAGCCUGUUAAACCCCAGUACAACUGGUACGGCGGUAGCGUGGGCUACCACACCUACCACAUUCUGCUCUGGAUCAGCCAAUACGUGCCUCGCUUUCUGCCCUGGGUGGAGUGGUUUGUGUUUGGGAUGCAGUAUGGCUUCAGAGACGGCGCCGUCAUCUCUGCGGUCGAAGAGCAACGCACCGGUCUACUGAUGAACUGUCUGUACUCUCAAUUUGUGAACGAAUGGUCUAUCCCCCUCGACAAAGGCCCGGAAGCACUCACCCGCCUCACCAACUGGCUCCACGGCGACGAAGUAUCUUCCGGCAUCCCAUUCACCUCCAAGGGUCUCUACGUACACUCCCCAAUCGAAGUUCGCGUUGCAAACACCACUAAGCGCACUUCUCCACGUCCUUACCUCGACACCACUUUUUCCGACUCCCCUAGCUUGUACUUGAAUGCCACACUCUACAGACCAUACAACCAGGACCCACCAUGCCGUGAACGCUAUUACCAAGCUUUCGAGCACCUGAUGAAAGAAUAUAACGGCCGCCCGCACUGGGCCAAGAACUUCCAAACCGUCGACAACUCCUACCUUUCCCAAGCCUACGGCGAAGACCUGAGCGAAUGGACGCGCGUCCGCAACGAAGUCGAUCCAGAAGGCAUGUUCCUUGGCGCAUGGCACAGGCGCACACUGCUUCCCUCCAAGACAGAAAUGCCCGUGUUCCCGCUCGAAGAGAAGGAAGUCGUACGCCGCGACCGACGGACCGGCGGCCAGGACUGGAUUGGCGAGCAAGCACGGUGGUGGGACGGCGGAACCGACGUGUUUGAGAAGACAAAUCCAGACUCCGAGGAGCGCAGCGAGAGCGGCGAGAGCUACGACAUGAUGGUCGGCGCGGAAGCCGAGAGCAGUGUCCUCCUCGAGAGCCUGCGCGACGAGAUGACAGAGCAGGAGAUUCAUGAGCGGACCUCACACACGGAGACGACGACGCUGCUCGAGAGCAUGACGGAGUUCGUGCGUACCGAGGCGCGGCUGUCGGAGGAGAGGCAGGUAGUUGAGCAUUUCGUCAAGGAGGGCGAUGAUGGGAGUGGCAACUUCAAUAAAAUGUAG
Messenger RNA from Ascochyta rabiei, 1881 nucleotides. RefSeq lists its product as uncharacterized. The record is from RefSeq and is a predicted model, not a curated record. Gene Ontology annotation, molecular function: FAD binding; D-arabinono-1,4-lactone oxidase activity. The coding region runs from base 1 to 1881 and encodes 626 amino acids. Gene Ontology annotation, cellular component: mitochondrion; membrane. Lineage: Eukaryota; Fungi; Ascomycota; Dothideomycetes; Pleosporales; Didymellaceae. The transcript has a single exon.